Molecule: messenger RNA, 1780 nt
Organism: Linum tenue
Lineage: Eukaryota; Viridiplantae; Streptophyta; Magnoliopsida; Malpighiales; Linaceae
Source: the annotation of a GenBank genome assembly
CACCAAGGUAAAAUUGCUGUCUGCCUUCCUCUACAUUCUCUCCCGGCGGACGAGGGUGCGCACCGAACGAAGAAGUGCGCAAGGUGGAAUCUUCCAUUCUUCCUUCUCCAAUUUCACUGCUUCCAGAGUCCUCCUGACCCACUGAAUCUCUCUCUUGGCGGACCCGAUUUGGGAGGAGCAAACAUCAUCCCAGACCCACACGAAGAUCAUUGAGCAGUAGGAAAAUCUCCUCAAGUAGUAAUGGGCGAGGAGAGGGAGGAUCCGCAGAAGUUGAAGAGAAUAGCGGCGGCGGCUUACGAUUACGAGAACGACCCCAGAUGGGCGGAUUACUGGUCCAACAUCCUCAUCCCUCCCCACAUGGCCUCUCGCGCCGACGUUGUCCAGCACUUCAAGCGCAAGUUCUACCAGCGUUACAUCGAUCCUGAUCUUGUAGUUGAAGCUAUGUCUUCGACCGGCGCUUCUCAAUCUACAAAAUCUGCUACUGCUGCUGCUUCAUCAUCACCAUCGGGAUCUUCAAAUCAACAACCUCGACAGCGAAACACAGGUUCAACUACCACGAACUCUGGAGCAAGUCCGGCUGCUGGCCAAAAUCUAACUUCAGUACGCUGGGAUCGCCAAACUAUACAGUUUUCCAUCAACGCUUGGCGCUUGAUUGUUGUGGUGCAGGUUUUUGUUGUGGCUAUGCUGGCAAUCUUCCCUCUUGUGCCUAGAAGUCUCUCCAAUAGAGCAUAUCGUCUUUCAUUCAUGGGGACUGCUUGUUCAUCACUGUAUUCACUGUACAUGCUAUAUGGGAGGCCUAGGGCAUGGAAUUUGCAGGCUUUGCAGGUUUAUUUGCAGUCAAUAAUUGCAACCAAAGAUUUCAUCUACUUCAUCUACUGCCUGACUUUUGUCACUUCAAAUUUAUGCCUCAUGUUUGCAUUAAUCCCUAUUCUAUGCCGUGCAUUGCUGAAUGUUGCUAAGUUCCUGAGGCGUAACUUCAACAGUUCCUCCUUGUACAGGAGGUACCUUGAAGACCCUUGUGUCUGGGUGGAAUCAAACACCACCACCCUUAGUAUUCUAUCUUCACAUGCAGAGAUUGGGAUUGGGUUCCUCUUAGUUCUGUCUUUGUUCUCGUGGCAACGAAACAUAAUACAAACAUUCAUGUACUGGCAGCUAUUGAAGCUGAUGUACCAUGCUCCAGUUACUGCUGGGUAUCAUCAAAGUGUGUGGACCAAGAUCGGGAGGAGUGUGAACCCACUUGUGAGCCGUUACUGCCCAUUCUUGAACGCUCCAAUCUCUGCUGUUCAAAAAUGGUGGCUUAGGUAGCAAACAUACAAAGAGAGAGCAGGAAUGUCUGCGUAAAAUUGGUGAUGAAUGGACGGGUGGAUGAAAUGAACUCCACCGUUGAUGAUUUUGGUCUGAAGUAGAAGAGUAGGCUCGUAUUAUCAUUUGGCUAUGCUGACAGAGCUAAACUGAACUGGUCUACUUAUGACAGAGUUAGGACAGGCAAACUAUGACAGCCUUUGAUUCCCGAAAGGAAUUUUGCAUGGUUUCAAAUUCAAGUCAUGAUGAAAUAAAACCUUUGCUGCUUCUUAAUUAAUCAUGAUGCAGGGAAAAGGGUUCUGUUUAUUCUGCUUUUUGCUUGCCUAACUUGGCACUGGUUUGAUGUGUGCUAUAAACCAAUAUGUUGUGGCUGCUGGUUCUUAACAAAUAUGUGUCACUUGUAAGAAAUUCCAGCCAAAGUUGGGUCUCGAUUCAAUUACAAUGAGCAUGUUCAUUCAUCUGCACGACAAGCCCGUUC